GUCCCGUCUCCAACAUCGCGGGGUUGACUUCCGAAGGUGAUGCUUCUUGGCCGCUGGAAAUGUAGUAGUAUAAAGGUUAUUCAUAUAUCUACUACGACCCUCACCUUACUUUGAUUCGGUGAGCCGACAUCCCACCUCAAUACUAUUGAGCCGCAGGGCAGUUUUAUCAACAUAAUGAGGGGCAUCAAUUUGGAACUAGUCUUGGCUACUGUCGCUGCAUGCGCCUCCGCAAUACCUACGAUCCAGCUGUCAUCGCCUUACGCAGGCUUCGAGGUCUUCCGUGUUAAGACUGAUAGCCAUCCUGCUGCAGUACAAGAGAAGCUCUCCGGGAUCAUAUCCGAGCAAUGGAAUUAUGAUAUCAAUAGCCACAUCGAUGUCGUCGUGGCGCCCGAUCAACUCCUUGCAUUUGAGGAACUGGGUCUCGAAUUCGAUGUCAUGCACUCAGACCUAGGAGCUUCGAUCACCGCCGAGUCAUCCCGUAGCUCUCUUGGGAGGAGACAAGCUAACAAUUCGUCAUGGUUCGACUCGUAUCACGACUAUCAGGAUCAUGUCAAGUAUUUCCAAACUCUGAAUGAGAUCUUGCCGGACAACUCGGAAAUUAUCUCCUCGGGCUAUUCGUACGAGAACAGGAGCCUAUUCGGGAUACACCUCUGGGGUUCAGGUGGACCCGGCAAACCAGCUAUAUUGUAUCAUGGGACCGUCCACGCUCGCGAGUGGAUUAGUACUGCAGUAACUGAGUAUUUGACCUACAAACUCGUCACUGGCUACAGCGCUGGGGACAAAGAUACUCGCACAGUGCUCGAUAAGUAUGAUUUCUACAUCGUUCCAAUCGUGAAUCCAGACGGCUUUGUAUACACGCAAACUACACAGCGUUUAUGGCGCAAGAAUCGCCAGCCUGGGCCGAAUGGCUCGGAUUGCUAUGGGCGAGACAUCAACCGCAACUGGGAGUUCGCCUGGGACGCGAAUCCGCAAGGCGCGUCGACGAACCCCUGCUCGCAGACGUACAAAGGCGAACGGCCCUCAGACUCGCCUGAGAACCAGGGGCUGGACAAGCUCGUGCGCCAGCUGCGCGAUGGCGCCGGCAUAAAGCUGUACAUCGACUGGCACAGCUACGGACAGUACAUUCUGUCGCCGUUCGGGUACAAGGAGACGCUAUACGCACCCGAACUCGGCAAAUGGACCAAGGCCGCGCAGAUUGUUAGUGACGCUAUCCGUGAUAGCUCUCGCGAUCUCACUGUUUUCACCUUUGGGCCCUCAGGCGCAACGCUGUAUCCGACAACUGGAGCUGCCCCAGACCAUGUCUACAGCAUCGGUCGGGCUGAAUUUUCGUAUACUAUUGAGCUGAGGGAUAUUGGUAAGUACGGAUUUGUUCUGCCGCCUGAGCUCAUUCGGCCUACAGUUGAGGAGCAGUGGGCUGGGCAGAAGGUUCUUUGGACCUUGCUGGACGAGGAGUUCUUUGACGGCGAGGGACCUGCUUAAGCUACUUGAGGCCUUUUAGACUAUAACACAAGUACUAGGGACUCCUAAAUCAAAUGAUGAAACGUCACUAAUUGACUAUUCGACUAUUUGACUUGCUUCUAAAUGAUUCAUAUAUAUGCGUUGAGCUGCUACAUCAU
Messenger RNA from Xylaria bambusicola, 1616 nucleotides. RefSeq lists its product as uncharacterized. The record is from RefSeq and is a predicted model, not a curated record. Gene Ontology annotation, biological process: proteolysis. NCBI's taxonomy places the organism in Eukaryota, Fungi, Ascomycota, Sordariomycetes, Xylariales, Xylariaceae. The transcript is spliced from 3 exons. Bases 175 to 1479 code for a protein of 434 amino acids. Gene Ontology annotation, molecular function: metallocarboxypeptidase activity; zinc ion binding.